Antechinus flavipes (yellow-footed antechinus) is the source of this 1199-nucleotide messenger RNA. Its product is annotated as IQ domain-containing protein E-like. Lineage: Eukaryota; Metazoa; Chordata; Mammalia; Dasyuromorphia; Dasyuridae. The record is from RefSeq and is a predicted model, not a curated record.
AUGUUACAGGAAAUCAGUGAGCACGGCUCGGAAGAGGAAGAUGACAGUCUGUCUGCGAUUACCUACGACUCAGACUUGGAGAUGAAAUCCCCAAAGAAAACUUUUCAGAAAUGUCCACCGGGAUCACCAAAGUCCCCCUGUUACACUAAGUCUAAACAGAUCGCUUCUUGGAGGAGCGUGAAGGCAGCCGGGACAAAGCCUUUCAGUGGCAGGAUGGCUUUAACCCCUCAGAAGCUAAUGCUCAGACCUUCCAAACAAAGUCCUGGGGCCCCUGCUUAUAAAGAGAAGGAAGCCAUAUAUGAUGAGAUCAGUGAAUUGAAGAAGUCAUUACACUCUCAGAAAGGUGAUGUGGAUUUUAUGAAAACAAAACUUCGGCAAUUAGAAGAGAGCAACAAAAAGCACCAAAAUAUGGAUCACCUCCUGGAUCCUAAUCAAGACUCUGAUUCUGUCUGGAAUGUGAUUGACAAGAGCUCCGGUUCUGGCUGGAUCAUCCACGGACUGAAGCAGAGGAUUAUCAGGUUGGAACAGCAGUGCAAGGAAAAGGACAGUACUAUCACGAAACUGCAGACAGAUAUGAAGAUGACAAAUCUGGAAGAAAUGAGGAUCGCCGUGGAUACUUACUCUGAGGAGAUCCACCGUCUCCAGGUUCUCGUGGCAGACACUGACGAGACAGAAAGGAAGUCCCCGACCGACAAGAAGUCAGCUCAGAGAAGGCAGAAGAAGCUCAGGGCUGCUGUCCUGUACUUGUCCAGAACUGUUCAAGAACUUCAGGAAGAGAACCGAAGCUUAAAGGAAGAUCUGGACCGGGUGUUGAGCAACUCCCCUAUUGUUAACAAAGCCAAAAGUUACAGUGAAUGGAGCAAACAGAGGCUCAUGAGACGUGUCUCAGAGCUAGAAAAGAGAGUGGGUGAGCUCGAGAACACCAGCUCUCCUCCAGAACGGACCAUGUUGGCUCCCUCGAUCCGGCUAAUACCAAACACAGCACUGCAGGGUCUGCUGAGAUCUGAGUACGCUGACGAGUGAGUGAGCGAGCUGGAGGGGAACCGGAGCACCCUGCAAGCUCAGCUGUCUGAUAAGGACGACAGCUACCCUCCCUCCACCGGGUGAAAAAGUUCUUACUUCUUCAUGUUAAACAGUUUUGCACCUGAAAUCGAUCUAGCUUGGUUUGGGGGGAAAUCCAUCUUUUUUUUGCUAGGCCC